AUGUCUGAAAUGAAAAUAAGUUCUACAGGUUGGUUGGCUAUUUAUUUUCGUAGCGGGAAUGUUGGUAUGUUUGAUUUAAAUGAUGUAUCUGCAUGGCAAUAUCUUCAAGUUGAAUCGAUUGACGAACAAUCAAAAGAUGUUAAUGAUCUCAAUUAUCUUAAUCGUAAUUUGAUAAGAUUUAGUCCGAAUGGAGAAUUCUUAGUUGUAAAUGGACAAAAUAAGCAAUUGUAUAUAUAUACUCUAUCAAAUUUUGAAAAAACUGAACUUUGGUGGCAAUUACAAAGAACAAUUAGUGUUAAAAAUUUUAUUUUUGCUUUAGACUUAACUAAUGAAUUUCUACUUAUUGCUGAUAAAAAUGGUGAUAUAUAUAAAAUUGAUUUAUUAUUUAAUAAUGAUAGUAAUAAUAAUAAUAAAAAUCUCAUUAUGACAGCUGAAAGUCGCAUUAUGAAACAUUUAUCUAUGGUAUUUGAUAUUACUUUUAUUCGUAUAAAUGAUAAAAAAUCAUAUAUAUUAACAGCUGAUCAACAUGGAAAAAUUCAUUUAAUUCAUUAUCCACUGAUUUCCAAUAGUGAAAAAUAUUGUCUUGGUCAUACAGAAUUUAUAUCUCAUAUUAAAAUAAUUGAUAAUAAUCAUAUUCUUUCAGCAUCAGGCGAUGGUACACUUCGUCUAUGGUAUCUUCCAGAUUGUACACCACUUGUUUUAUUACAUUCAAAAGCUCUUACAUUAUCAUCAAAACAACUUUUUUAUACUCAAUUAUAUAAUCCAAAUGGUUCCAUAUCAUUAGAAGAUUAUCAAAAUGAUACAAUGCCACAAGAAUCAUCAUUAGAUUUAUCUUCAACAUUAGAUCAUUCAAUUUGGAAAAUGGAUGUUGCUUCUUGUAAUCCUAUGAAUUCAAAUGUUUAUAUUGCUUUCUCUAUUUAUGGUCAUCGAUUACAUUCAAUUUAUUUAACAAGUUUAUCAAAUAUAAAACAAUUAGCUAAUGAACAACGUCAAUUAAUAUUUGAUUCAAGUUAUGGUACAAUUAUUGAUUAUUGUUUUCCAUCAAAAGAAACUUUAUUUAAUGAUUAUACAAUAUAUUCCAAAUGUAAUCUAUAUGUUUUAUUUGAUAGUAAUGUAUUACUUAAUGUUAAUAUUAUUUCAAUACUUACAUCUAAUCAAACAAGUUUAUUUGCAAAAUCUAAUCAGCCAAUUCAAGAAAUUAAUGAUAUAUUAGCUAGUAAAGAAUUUCAUUCGAUGAAUUAUAAUAUAAAAACAGAUGAGAUCAUAUUUAAAAAAUUAUUUAAAAAUUCUAAUCAUAAAACUAAUAAACGUAAAUGUGAAAUGGUUGAAUCACCACAAGAAGAAAAAAAACAAUUGUUAUCAGCAAGUGGGGAUGAGUUUCAACUGACUUAA
Messenger RNA from Rotaria sp. Silwood1, 1392 nucleotides. Lineage: Eukaryota; Metazoa; Rotifera; Eurotatoria; Philodinida; Philodinidae. The record is from the annotation of a GenBank genome assembly.